AUGGCGCCCUCUAUGCACCCCCAGGCCAAGUUCGACCCUAUACCUCCGAACCUCGACCUCCAUAACCUAGUCGACCGAACUCCAAAUUUCGAAUGGGCUAUGCGGAUUUCGGCCAAAGAACUUAUGCGCUUCGAUGCCCAGAGAUUCGAGAAGCUAGUAUAUUUACAUGUCAUUGCUGGCGGAAAGCCGUUAGUCAUCACGGACUGGAACCUCAAGCUCCCCAAGUCUAUUUUCAGUGCAGCUUUCCUACAGAAUACAUAUGAUAAGAAGGAGGAAAACGUUCGCGACAUCAAUGCGCAGUCCGACAUACCCAUGACCACUGGUCACUACCUCAGAUCCAUGAAACAGCUGACGGACCAGUGGACACCCAGCAACUUUCGUGACGAGCGAAGACAGCGACUCUACCUCAAGGAUAUCGAUUGCCCGCCUGAGUGGCACGACUAUCUUCGCAAAGUCAUUCCUCCAGUACUCUUUUACAUGAACGAGAAUGUUGAUGACAAGGGUGUCCCUCGCAACGAGGCUCGCGACGAGGGGAUGUUCGUUGAUGAGCAAGCAAAUGCGCCGGCUGCCCCGGCAGGUGACUUGAUGAGCAGCUUGCCCGAAGAUAUGCGCGCUCAGAAUCUUAUGUGCUAUAUCGGCCAUGAAGGUACUUACACUCCCGCUCAUCGUGAGAUGUGCGCCUCUCUGGGACAGAAUAUCAUGGUGGAUGCUUCCGGAGACGAGAAAGGAGAGAAGCCGGGAAGCUCAAUCUGGUUCAUGACCGAGACAAAAGACAGAGAAGUUGUGAGGGAGUAUUUUCUCUCAAUGCUCGGACAUGAUAUUGAGAUUGAGAAGCACUUUGCCCAAGUCAAUGCCUGGAAGAAGGCAACAUUCCCGGUCUACAUCGUGGAGCAGAAGGUUGGAGAUUUUAUUCUCGUACCUCCUCUAGCUCCCCAUCAGGUCUGGAAUCGUGGCACGAGAACGAUGAAAGUCGCAUGGAAUCGGACUACCGUGGAGACACUCGAGCUAGCCCUCCAUGAAGCGCUUCCUAAAGCGAGGCUCGUAUGCCGUGACGAGCAAUAUAAGAACAAGGCAAUCAUCUACUUCACUCUGCGCAAGUACUAUGCACAACUCAAUGAGAUGGAAGAAGCGGAAAUGUCUUGGCUUAACUUUGGCCAGGAUCUGAUCCGAAGCUCCACUUCGUCUCGGAAGGACCAGAUGGCGAAAGACUUCAAGAAACUUCUUAGCCUUUUCACCGAGAUACUAGUCGAUGAAAUGUUCGGCCAGAAGGAGAAAGAUGUCGAGAUGAUUCCCUUCGAUUCGUUCGUGACCUGCUCAUACUGUCGCGCCAAUAUCUUCAACAGGUUUCUCACAUGCAAGCAUUGCGUACGACAGCUUGUAAAUGGCGAUGAGGAUACCUACGACGUCUGCAUGGAGUGUUAUGCGAUGGGCCGGUCUUGUCUCUGCAUCUCCAAACUAUCUUGGUGUGAGCAAUGGGACUGGUCAGAGCUGGUGAACAACUACGCGGCGUGGUGCGAGAUGGUGAUCAGGAAUGACCAAGUCUUUGAUGUUGAGACGUCACCACUUCCGCUCGAAGUCGCCAGGAGGAAAGCAGGCAAGAAAUCUUUGGCACAGAUUUGCCAGGAACAGCUACGUAGAAGACCCUUCAGGGAUAUCUCGAAGCCGGAGGAGCCAUCUGACUUAGAGCCAUCUGAUCCUGAGCUCGAUGACAACAAUCGCCCUAAGAAGAAAUCGAGACGAAAGAAGAAGAAGGGCGAUGUUUACAGAUGCCAUGUGUGCAGUCACAAAGACUACACUCAUCGCUUGGCGUUUUGCUCGAAUCAAGGUUGUCGUGAGGCAUACUGCUUCGGUACGCUGUACCGAGGGUUUGACCUAAUGCCACAGGACGUUCUGCAAGACGAAAAAUGGCAAUGUCCCAAAUGCAGGAAGAUAUGCAAUUGCGGUGGUUGCCGUCGGCUGGGUAAUACUACGCCAUAUCAACCUAAAAACACAUUUAUUGGCCACGAUACGCGAUCCGUUGCUGAUGAUCGGAGCGUGGAAUCGUUGGUCGACUUCCGCCUGCACAACCUGAACUGGCUUAAGGCUGCUGGUGACGAACCCCGGAACCAUAAUAGCAAGCGCAUGGAGCGGCUUCGACAGCAGGCUGAUGCAGAAAAGGCGAAAGAUGGUGCUUCACGCGAUGCUGUUGGCCCUGCACUGGCUGAUGGUGUGGCUGCGACCAUGGAUCACACAAUGCCAGAGUCCAUGCCGGAGGGCUUUGAUGAUCUCCAGAACGCCGUCAGGGCCGAGAAUGUGCCCGCUGAUUAUAGCAUAGGCGAUCCUAGCGCUCACCAGCAAAACGAAAACGGCGGCCCAGCUGAGGUAGCCGAUAUGAUGACAGCUAUAAGCCAAGAUCCAUCAAGCUACCCUGAUCCCUCGAUGUAUCCUGACCCAUUGAUGAUGGGCGGAGAACGAAGAUUGGGGAUGGGCUACUACGAACAUGACGACACUCCGGACAAGAUUUUGUUUGACCCUUAUCAGAUGCCCUCUGCCGAUGUCAUUGCACUUGAUGAUGAGCCCUCUGAGUUUGUUAAGAAGACGCUUCGGGCUGCCAAAAGACGUGCGCGUCUAGAUGAUGACAAUGAUCCGGAUUUCCUAGCCCCCAAAUCCCAUAAGAAACGGCCAAGGCUUGAGAAAGAUAUGCUUGUGGAUCCUGCCAUGACACUGGAUCCAGCGUUCUUGACACAGGACAACACGAUGACAGAAGCUCAAGCGAAUGGAUCCACUGAACCGGAGCCAGAACCUGCAAACGUGGAGGAGGAUGAACCUGAAGAGGAGGAUCGAGAAGACUCUGCAGACCAAUACAAACCCUACGAGCCUAAUGUUCCUGCCCUUCGACACUCAAAACCAAAGGUUUCUUAUGCGGAUUUCGAGCAUGAUGUUGAAGAGUUCAACGAUGUUGUACCUGUCAAGAAUACGGCUGACACAGGGGACAAUGAUGCACCGUCUCAAGUUACAGAUCCUCUUGAUGCCGCUGCGAAUGCUAUACGGGCAUUGACGGGGACGGAUACACCACAGGAAACUACCCCGGCUCCGACUCGGGUCGCAGCAUCUUCUAGCACGGGACGCAGACCCAGCAUCGCAAAAGCGGCGUGGGAGACCACCAAGAAAGUCAUUCGUCACCACUAUAGCUACAGGCAAGCCAGCUAUGGCAUCCACUGA
This is a messenger RNA of Phaeoacremonium minimum UCRPA7, 3201 nucleotides long. RefSeq lists its product as hypothetical. The transcript has 3 exons. NCBI's taxonomy places the organism in Eukaryota, Fungi, Ascomycota, Sordariomycetes, Togniniales, Togniniaceae. The record is from RefSeq and is a predicted model, not a curated record. Bases 1 to 3201 code for a protein of 1066 amino acids.